AUGGCGCGUCGACGGGAGCGGGAAGUCCCGCGCGCCGCGAGCCGCCGAGAGCUCCGCGCGCCAGACGGCGCGGGCGGGGCGGAGGCUCUCCGCCAAUCGGCGCCCGGCGCGAACCGCGCGCGGCCAACGGGAGGCGGCGGGCGGCGUGAUCGCGGCGUGCAGGGGCGCUGCCGGAGGGGGGGGCGGCGCGUGGGCGCGGCCCGCGGCGGCGGGCGGGAAGGCGGCGCGCCAGGGGGCGGGGGAGAGGAGCUGGAAACUGGGGGAAAGGUUAAAGCCGUUUUCCUGCCGCUACCCGCUCACGCAAAACGCCCGUUCCCUCAUUACAUAUACGCUUGCAGGAGGAGCGGUCCCCGCGCACACCCACCCACGUGCCGCCCCGGGGCAGCCCCGUUAUGCACCAGCGAUGAACGGAUAAAGCGCGAGCUGCGCUCCGUGCCCGGCCCUGCAGCCCUGCAGCUCUCCCACCCACGCCGCGUCACACCUAAGCGGGGCCCGUCCCUGCAAGCCGGGGCUCCGGAAGGCUGCCGACGGCGAGGGAGGGCCGGGCGCACACGGGGACGCGAGGCUCCCAGCUCCACGCCGCAGCUCGGAGCCCCGCAGUGCGCGCUGCCGGCAGUGAGUCAUACAGCACCGCGAGGCGGCAAGGACGGACGGACAGCCCCGGCUCCACGCGGCACCGCCCCGAAUCCAAAGCCCAGCUCCGAGAGCGCCGUUCAAACGCCCCUCGUACUGCGGCCGCUCGGGGCCGUGCCCGCAGCCCUGCGCAGCCCGCUCCUAAGCGCCAGCUCCCCUCCCCGCCCGCCCCACGCCGUUCCCUCGGGCCCUGGCCGUGUCACAGAGGCCAGGAAAGGCAGCCGCGCUCGCUGCACAGAAGACUCAGCGUUAGAAAUGAACAUAUAAAAUUUAAUAGCUUGGUUUAAAAUACGUUUUCAAUUAAAAAACAGGAGGCAAAACCAAAAAAUCAGUUCCGUAACACAUACAUGAGGUUGCUGCUACAGAGAGAAGACCCGUGUCCCAGAGAGCCUUAGAGGAAAGCAAUGGGCAGAUUUAGUUCACAUACUUCAUUACACAGUAAAAAAGAAAUAACGGUUGUGUCAACCCUACCCCUACAGAGACCCUAAACUACUUCCCUGACCCCAGAUUGAGUUUGUGUAAUAGAACUUCCACUUUCGAUACAAAUGUGUCAAUAUAUACGGAUUCUAUAUACCAGGUUAAAAAAUCCCCUUGCAGCAGUGCCCCUAACUCACAAGGGAGGCCCGAAGGAGGCAGGGCCGUGCCAGCUCCCCCCAGGCCCAAGCAGGCUGUUGGCAGGUGUGAGCAGGAGGGCACGCGGUGCUGAGAGGGAAGGAGGGGGAAUGGGACGCUCUGAGAGCUUGCCUGGGGUCGGCCCGAGCAUAAAUCCCAAAAUACCACAGUUCACCUAAGUCAUAAAAUAAUAACAAAAUACACGGCAGGGAGGGAUUUCAGGUCGGAAACCUCAUCCCAGCACCAGGGCAGGAAUAACUGCACCCCCAGCCACCAGGGUAUGUCAUCCAGCCUGGCUCUGGAGAGCUCUGAUGCCAAAGGCCACAGCCCUCCCUGGGCAACCUUCUCCAUCUGCAACCUGAAUUUCUGCAACUUAAGCCCACCACAAGGAGCAGGAGCACACAUCAACGCGUUUGGAGACUCUGCUCCCUCAGCCCUGAGCUCCUGGCAGGACAGCAGUGGGAAGAACUGGCCCAAAGCAGGGCACUGUGCUGUGGCCGAGGCUCCCUCAGAGCCCAGUGGGACACCGAGCAAGGCUCAGGCAUUUUGCAGCCUGUGCUUCUGUUUGUAAAACUCGGUGUGACAUCUACGUCCCUUUUCCAAACAGCAGCACGAUGCAGCCGGACAACACUGGGUUACCACUCGCUGAUGGCUCAGGGGACACAUGAACCAUUCAGCAGAAUCACGUCCUACUUUGCCAGCCAGCUUCUCCAGCCUAUCCAGGUCAACCCAGGGCAAUGCACGUCCAACCCACCCCCCAGCUUUGUGCUGCAAACCUCCCAUUAACACAGACUACUGCCAUCAGCACCAGUCCCAGAACUUCCUACCUGCUCACAUCCCACCCUGCAUGCAGGUGGCUGCAGCUGUUACUGUGCACCUCUCCCUUGCUGCUAACCAGAGGGCACUUUCCCUUCCUAAGCAGAAAGGCACAGUGACUAAGCACUAUAGAAUUUACUGCAGUGGCUGGUUUUGGAGGUUUUUUGGAGGCUUCUGGCAGCUGGGACCAGAUUGACUGCUGCUACCAGCUGCCCUCAUUGGUGCAGGGCCCUGGUUCCCUUCUGCACCACCCAACACCUUGCCAAACACUGGAUUUCUCCAGACCGAGCUGCUGCCACAGGGCUUGGCAGAGGUCUGGGGGAACCCUAAGCAUACUGCCACAGACAGAAAUCCACCCUGCAGAAGACUUCCUGACUCCUCAAAGUGAGGUUUCAAGGAACCUGAAUGUGCUCAGCUUUUCUUGGGGCAUAGCCUCUCGGCCUCAGCCCAGACCACCCUGAGGGCAGCAGGACACUGCUGCUCAGAGCCAGGACAGGCAGGAGGCAGAGCUGCCAGUGCCUUGCUGUCCAGAGGGGUUGAGGAGAGCUGCUACCCUUCCCUCCACACAGGAAAAUGCAUGCUGAACAAGGUUUCUGCACGUUCUACGAACAUACCAAUGUGUGCUCACCUUUGGUGCAUGUUAAGGCUUUGUCCUUUUUUUAAAUAGCUACGUUAAAUAUCUGUUUUCUCUGUAUAUGGCAUCCUUUUAGAUGGGCUUCUUUGCAUAUAUUCAUGGUAUAUACACAAACACCAUAUUUUAUAUAUAUUAUAUAUCACUUGUAUGUACACAUUUACAAACCUUCAAAAAUAUAUUGCACUUAUAUACAAUAUAGCUUCAUCUGAUGAGAGUUCACACAAUUACUAAGGCAAGUUCUUCAUAA
Molecule: messenger RNA, 2942 nt
Organism: Phasianus colchicus (ring-necked pheasant)
Lineage: Eukaryota; Metazoa; Chordata; Aves; Galliformes; Phasianidae
Source: RefSeq, a predicted model, not a curated record